Molecule: messenger RNA, 1235 nt
Organism: Medioppia subpectinata
Lineage: Eukaryota; Metazoa; Arthropoda; Arachnida; Sarcoptiformes; Oppiidae
Source: the annotation of a GenBank genome assembly
ACUCAGCAUUUUGCGAUGUUUGUGGCGAUAAGGCAAUUGGUAAAAAUUUCGGUGCCAUCACAUGCUCUUCGUGUAAGACAUUCUUCAGGAGAAUCACAUCCAAAACAAAAGAUUAUAAAUGCUAUUUCGUUGAUAAUUGUGAAAUAAAUAUAUUAACGAGAAAAUUCUGCCCAAAAUGUCGACUGAGAAAGUGCUACACAAAAGGCAUGAUAAGGGAUAAUAUACUAAAUGACAAACAAAGGGAAUUUAAGAAAGCGGUGGCCGAAGAGAAUCGCAAAAUACGGCAAAAUAAAAAUAAAUACUUAUCAAACUAUACAUCGGAUCAAUCGCUGCCCCAGUGUUUGCCUAAUGAGGGGUUUGACUGUAGUUUUCAAAUCAUUACCACCGAGGACAAUGAUCCUGACACAAGCAACAGCCAGAUAAAUAUUUAUUAUUUAAAUGAGACACUCAAACACACUCCACUUGCUAUUGAAAUUGGCUAUAAUAUGCGAGAAUCGUUCAACGAGUUAGAGACAAAUAAACUGACCGAGUUGUUGCGGGCGAUGACAGUCUAUCCGUGUCCGCCACCCGCGGUGGACACCGAGUACGACAACAUGAUUGUCAUCAGACAAGCCCUGAGCUUAAAGUACGAGAACGAGAUCAAAAACAUGGUAAAUGUGAUGCAAAAGUUGCCUAUUUUUGGCCACAUCUGCGAUAACGAUAGGAUAGCGCUCGUGAAGUACGGAUUCAUUGAGAUAUUUCUGUUGCGAUCGGUUCUGGGCUUUAAUUUUCACACACAAGACAUGAUAUUAACAGUGGAAAACGAUCACUUGUUUCGCUUCAAACUUGAUUUAUUGCGAACUAAUAAAAGACAAUUUCACGACUUUUACAAACAAUAUCUCUACGCUAUGGGACCGGAGAUACAGACAAACACUGUUAUCAUUGAUUUGUUUACGGCAAUAUCGUUAUUCUCGCCAAAUCGACCCAAUCUUAUAAAUAAAGACAUUGUUAAGCUGGAGCAGCAAAUUUACAUAUAUCUAUUAAAACGGUAUCUAUUAUGGAGAUAUCAAUCGGAAAGUGAGGCCAGUGUUAAGUUAUUGAGUUUAUUGAAUAUUUACAAAGAGGUACAAGUGUUGGGACAAAUCCAAAGGCUUAACUCCAGUGAAAAUCUACCUCAAUAUAUGGGACCACUUCUUAGGGAAGUGUUUGACAUCAACGCCGACGACAAUUCAUUUAGUCAUACUAUUAAUUGUUAA